Messenger RNA from Harpegnathos saltator (Jerdon's jumping ant), 1824 nucleotides. RefSeq lists its product as uncharacterized. The record is from RefSeq and is a predicted model, not a curated record. Bases 420 to 1595 code for a protein of 391 amino acids. Gene Ontology annotation, cellular component: plasma membrane. The transcript has 5 exons. Gene Ontology annotation, biological process: sensory perception of smell; detection of chemical stimulus involved in sensory perception of smell. Gene Ontology annotation, molecular function: odorant binding; olfactory receptor activity. Lineage: Eukaryota; Metazoa; Arthropoda; Insecta; Hymenoptera; Formicidae.
UAUUUUGUGUAUAAAGGAAGAAAAUAAUCGAAUGACCGACAUUUCUUUUCAUCGUUAUUCUUAGCUGCUUUCGAACGGAGCGAAAUACCUCCGUUCGUCGAUUUACGGCAAUAACAUAUUAACAGGCGUGCAAAGAAGCGCGCGUAGCUAUUUAAUGAAGUUAAUAAUCAGCCGUAGUUUGUCGGUUCUUUUGUGAUCUCGGAAUUGUGAUAUUAAAGACCAGAGUCUUUGUCGACAUCUCUCUGCAGAGAGAUGACAGAGGAGUAGGAUCGUAGGAGUAGAGCGGGGAUGCGCGAGAUCGUGUCACACCGUCCUCGCGUAUCGUAGUGAACUUUGCUUGAAAAUCACGAGUGACACGGGCGAAUCUGUACUCUCUGAUUGGACGCAGAAUUCGUACAGUAGAAAGCAUCAUCGCCAACAUGAAUUUCCGAAACGUGAACCCUCUGAACGUUUACUCGAACUACAUGUCGGGCAACCUUUUACCCUUAGCGCCGCGCGACUCGCGCUUUUCGCUCGCGUCCGUGUUGUUCGGCGGCUUCAUGUGGUUGCUUCAAGCGGUCCAAUUAUGCGUGCUGGUCCCAGGUCUUAUGAUGGUGUCGUGGGAGAAGGCCAUUGUGGACGGCACGAUCACCUUCGUGCUCAUCAUCGAAGUGUCCUUCAUCGCUGGGCAAAUUCAAACGCACAAGAAACUGACGGAUCGGCUGAUUCAGAAGCUGAACGAUAUCCUGCGAAUCGAGGACGAGAUGAUGGAGAACGUCGUGAAGACUACCCUCAAGCCCAUAGAUGCUCCGCUGAGAUUUUACGUGGUGGCCGGUUCGUUGUCCGUGUUCGUGUGGUUCUCAUUACCGUUACUGAUGAUCCUCGAGAGGGAGACCUUCUUUUACGAGGAUUUCCGGUUGCCGGCGGUCUUCUCCAAACAGCCAUUCUCGUCCCAGACCUUCGUGCUGGGUAGCAUUCUGCUGGUGAUGGGUAACGUCCAGAUUUUCUUGAAGAAGUGCGGCCUGGACAUUUACAUGAUACACCUCGUGCUGAUGAUGACAGCGCAGUAUCGCUAUACCGGCAAGAAGCUCGCCUCGAUAUUCCGAGACGCGAGUAAGCGAUGUGAACUCGGCCAAGUUGGCUGCGAAGUAGAUCGAUGGACGGAGAAUGCGCUGAAAGCGUUGUGCCGGCAUCAUAACAGUGUCGUACGCUUGUCGUCUGUGCUGAGAGAUUUGCUCUCUUCGAGCCUCAAUUUGAUUUACAUCAACAGCGUCAUACGCUUCUGCUUCACCGCUAUUCUCUUCAAUGCCGUACUAUCAGCCACUUUCCUAGAGGGUUUCCUAGUCAGCAUGUAUUCUUGCGGCUCGGUAAUGGAAUUCUACAUGCUUUGCUCUUGCAUGCAACAACUGCACGACGCGAGUACAGACAUUACGGACGAAGCCUUCCACGAGAAGUGGUAUCAAUUCGGGCCGUCCGUAAAGCGCACGUUCAUGCUGAUGAUAUUGGCCAAUAACUUGGGCUGCAAACUUUCGACAUGCAACAAGUUCAAUCUGUCUCUGCCCUCAUUUAUGACGAUCUUGAAUCAAUCGUACUCCAUCGCUCUUGUGCUCCUGUGAACGAAUGGCGCAGCGAAGAUCUGCAAGCUUUUUGUUCUCUUGAGUGAAACGUUCGUUGUGCAAGUGAAGAGCGGCAGCAAGUUGGAAAGUGGAUAAAAAUGUAGUUUAGAUAGCUAAUAAUAUUUAAAAACGCAAGCGUCGUUAGUAUAACUAGUGGAGUGUCAGUAAAAUAGUAGCAUUCAAAAGUAAUUGUCUUGAUUGAAUCAAAUAUAGUAAUUAAGUUGCUGUA